ACGCCGGCGUCGCAUGGCGUCGAGGGCAGCGCCGACGUCGACGGGCGGCGAGGUGGAUAGUCGCAGUCAUGCCAUCACCCUGACGCACGUUCUCGCGUCUCACGGUGUGCGUGACAGGGAGCGGAGUUCCGUGUUCGCGGAGAUCCGUUGGAACGCGUAAGACGAGAAACGUGGAGGCGGACAGGAAGGAUGGAGCAACGUCCAGGGGGACGCGCGCGCGAUUUUUGCUAACCGGCCAACACGACGACAAUAACGAAGACGACGACGAAGACGACGAAGACGACCAAGACGACGACGACGAAGACGAAGACGACGAAGACGAAGACGAAGACGAGAAGAAGGAGGAAAAAGGCGAGGAUAACGACGUGGGUGGUGGGGAAGCGAGGAGGCGGCGGUGGUGGAGGCGGAGGAGGAGGUGGCGGCGGAGCAUCGGUGCGGAGAGAUGCAGCAACAGCCACAGUCUGGCCAACAGUCCGGGGCACCGAACGGGGUGGCAGGUGGUGCCCAAUUGCCGCAAACAGGUGGCAUAAGCUCGGCCCAACCUGGAGCGACAGGUACCGCCACCGCGGCGUCAAAUCGUGCCCAGGUUAACGGCGGCAGAUUCGAUUUCGACGAUGGCGGCACCUACUGCGGCGGUUGGGAGGACGGCAAGGCGCACGGACACGGCGUUUGCACCGGGCCCAAGGGCCAGGGCGCUUACUCCGGUAGCUGGCACUUCGGGUUCGAGGUCUCCGGUGUCUACACCUGGCCUAGUGGAUCGGCGUACGAGGGCCAAUGGCAGAACGGAAAGAGGCAUGGACUGGGCAUGGAGACCCGUGGCCGGUGGAUAUACCGCGGUGAAUGGACGCAGGGGUACAAGGGUCGAUACGGUGUCAGACAAUCGACAACGUCCACGGCGAGGUACGAGGGCACGUGGGCGAGCGGUCUUCAGGAUGGCUACGGCUCGGAGACCUACGCCGACAGCGGUACUUAUCAAGGUCAGUGGCACCGGGGGAUGAGGCAUGGCUACGGCGUGAGAGCGAGCGCGCCGUUCGGUUUGGCGAGUCAUUACAAACCGUCGAAGCAAGUCAGGGCCUCCUUGACGUCCUUAAGGAGCGCGGAUGGCGGAGGACCUGUCGCGCCCACGCCGGAACCGACGGACAGGAGGGAUCGUCGAGUCGACGAUAACAGGGGUGGCUUUGUACUAAAAGCCAGGAGCGACGAUCCUCCGGCACGGAGGAAAAGCCUCACGGAGAAAUCCUUGAAAAAGGGAAUCCUCUCGGGGCUGAAAAUCCGGAAACAGAGGAGCACGGGUGACUUGGAGAAACGCGGUACUGGUGGCAGUAUUAGAAGCAACGCAAGCUCGGCGUCAUGGAUGUCGACGGAGAGCUCGCAGAGUCAAGCCUCCGCGUCCGUUCACACGGACAGCAACGCGUCCUUUGUCAUCGAGGACGAGCAAAUGGACGCCUCGGUAACCGAAACGUAUCUAGGCGAGUGGAAGAACGACAAGAGGACAGGGUUCGGUAUAUCGGAGCGCAGCGACGGCCUCCGGUACGAAGGCGAGUGGUUCAACAACCGGAAGUACGGUUACGGCGUGACGACGUUCCGGGACGGCACCAAGGAAGAGGGCAAGUACAAGAACAACGUCCUGAUCACCAGUCAGAAGAAGAAGCAUCUGUUCCUGAUCAGAUCGGCGAAGUUCCGCGAGAGGAUAGAAGCUGCCGUGAACGCGGCUCAGAGAGCCAGCAAGAUCGCCCUUCAGAAAGCGGACAUCGCGAUCUCGAGGGCGGCGGCGGCCCGUGGCCGAGCAGAGUUGGCGGACAUCGCAGCGGAGCACGCGAGAGAGGAUUCGGAGCUUGCCCAGCAAACGGCGAAGCAGUUCGCGCCGGACUUCCGGCAGCCUGGAUUGGAGAGGUUACGGAACAGGGAGAUACCCAAGUACGUGCCACCCCCUCAAGACACGGUUCCGGGGAAGAGUAUCCUCCACAAAGCGGGCAGCGUGGAUCAGCCGGGCGGCGGGGCUGGCAUGAAAAGCCCGAUCUCGUCGAUGGAGCCGACCUCGACGACCACCACCACGUCCACCGUGAGCAACAUGAUGCAAUCGAUCAGGCGGCCCAGCAUGAAGACGCAGAAUCAGCUGCCGCAGAACCAGCUGCCGCAGAACCAGGUCCCGUUGCCGCAGAACCAGCUGACGCAGAACCAGAUACCGAAUCAGGUGACUCCCGCGCAGCUCGUGAACCAGUUGCCGUUGAGCCAAUUGAAUCAGACUACCCUGAGCGGCCAAGACUUUUAUCAAACGCAGUACCAACAGCCCAUGUCGCAGAGCAGCAUGCCGCAGGCCCAGUACCCUAACAGUAUACCCAAUCAGUAUCAGCAGGCCGGCCAGUUCCCUGGCAGCCAGUACGCCCCGCAAAAUCAGUUCCCUGUUCAGGGUAGUCCGUACGGUCAGCCGCAGUACCAACCGGUCGGCCCGCCGCAGGCGGACCCGUACUCGUAUCAGCAGCAGCCGCCAAGCCAAGGCUACCAGAAUAUGCAGGCUUAUCCUAAUCAACAGAUGCCACUAACCAACCAGUACGGGCCUGGCCAGAUGAACCAGUAUGGUUCCCAGCAGCUUUACACCCAGCCUCAAGCAGCGCCUCCGCCUCAAUCGGCGCCUCAGCCUCAGACGCAAAUUCCGCAGCAGUACCAACCUGACGGGGACCCGCAACGACCGCCGAGUUCAACGAGUAUACGAAGAAACAGCAGGGUCUUAACCCCGCAAGAUCGACCCGGGACUAUCGGCCAGACGCUGAACGACAGACUAGAUCAUUACAAAAGGCCGCCCAGCCGUGAUAGUUCCGUGGAUCGUUACGCUAGAGCGCAUUCCCGGUUGACUGGAUCAAGGCAGCCGUCCGUCGAUAAAACCAUCACGAAUCCGCCCCAGGAUAUGCUCGACAGAUCAACGAGAGCACCGAGCGCGAUCCGAUCAGGCACACCGCUGAAUGGAUCGGUGGUGGGUAGCGGGACCGCGACGCCGACGUACGCCGCCUCGACUUCCGGUCAAUUCGAAGGGGCUCUGUUGAAGAAUCGUGGCCUUGGACAGGACAUUCUGCCGAGUCCGGGACAGCCUAAGCGUACCGAAAGCCUCUACGUCACUCCCGGACGCGGUCCGGCCGCAUCCGGCGGUGGUGGCGGCGGCGGUGGCGGGGGCGGCGGGCCGAAGGACGCAGGCCGGACGGUCCCCGCCUUCGCCGCAACGUCGAAGGGCCGCGCAACCCUAUGAGUAUAAGUAUUAUAAUAAAUAAUGUACACCACCUGCGAUCUGCGAGAGUAAACGAAGCUUGCGCCGCGUUUCGUCGCGCGAUUCAGCCGAGAGCCGGCCGAGAAACGCGGCUCGUGAUUCGACCCCGGACCUUCGAGCGAUGUUCACUUCCAAGGGAUAUUUUGG
Nomia melanderi (Alkali bee) is the source of this 3406-nucleotide messenger RNA. The record is from RefSeq and is a predicted model, not a curated record. NCBI's taxonomy places the organism in Eukaryota, Metazoa, Arthropoda, Insecta, Hymenoptera, Halictidae.